This is a messenger RNA of Symbiodinium pilosum, 1074 nucleotides long. The record is from the annotation of a GenBank genome assembly. Lineage: Eukaryota; Dinophyceae; Suessiales; Symbiodiniaceae.
AUGUCGCUUACCAGCAUAAUGGCUCACCGUGGAAUAGAUCUGGUCGGAUUGGACGCCGGCACUCUGCGGGAUAUUUUUAUCGAGAUGUUUUGCAGUCCAAGAACAGCUGUGGAUAAUCCGCUCCUGAACAAUACCGGUCAUGGUGGCCGAAGGAGUUUCAUUGUGAUGGAUGAAGGAGAACUUGAUGGCUCCUUCGGUUUUUGGGCCGAAGAUGAAGACGAUGGAGCAGAAGGCUUUCUGGAUGCUCAUGAAGCCGAAGAUCAAGAAAAGGCAAAGGAAAAGGACGCGGAGGAAAGAGCCGCGGCCGAGGCCGUGGCGGUCGACUUUGGUUUCGAUGUUUAUGUUCCUGACUUAGAUAGUGAUGACUCAGAGUAUGGUGAAGGAAGUGGUGCCAAUUCUGCCUUCUUGCAGUGGACAAUCUGGGGUUUCUUCCAAGAGAAGAACCUGACAGUGAUGACUUUUCUCCUUGGCCUCCUCUUCCACAUGAGCAAGCUGGCCUUCCGUAAGGGCAAGGAUGCGACCUAUCUUACUCCCCCUUGGUAUGGACAUGACCUCGGUCAGUCGGAUCAGCCAGCAGAGGAAGAACUUGCGCCAGAUGAUAAUGUGCUGACUCUUCCGCAGCAGUCGCUUGAACUUCCAAAUGAUGUUGUGCGCUCUCAUAGGUAUAUGAUAGGCAAGGGUAAAGGAGGUCCCAUCGUUAAAGGAAAGCCCGCCUAUACUUUGGAAUUUCGCAACGAUAAAGGAAGAGGGAAGCAGGUGCACCCGCCUGGUACCCUUUCUGAUGAUGACGAUGCUCCUGAUGGAUGGCAUGAAUGGCGCAUGCAGCAAGAGGCCACACAUGCUGCAGAAGAUGAUGGAGCAGGUAUAGGUGACUUUGACGAUGAUGAGGUGAGGCAUUGGAGAGAACCUGAUCCAGACGAGAUGUUCUUACCACGAUCUCGUGUUCCAGGUGAUACACCGCCUUCAGGUCUAGAGGACUUUGAGCCUCACUCACGUGACUCCUUUUCAGAUGAUGAUGGUGAUGACCGUCCCGUGAUGAUGAAGAUGAGCCUGAAGAGCCUGGUGAAGCCAUGA